GCCCCUCCUCCGCGCCGCCUCCCGGCUCCGGUGGUCGCCCCAGCUCUCGGCUCCUGCUCCGGCUCCAGCUCCGUAGCGCACUCGUCGCCGCCCCGCUAGCUUCUCGGACCAUGGCCAACACGGAGCGCACCUUCAUCGCCGUCAAGCCGGACGGCGUGCAGCGCAGCCUAGUGGGCGAGAUCAUCAAGCGCUUCGAGCAGAAGGGAUUCCGCCUCGUGGCCAUGAAGUUACUUCACGCCUCUGAGGAACUCCUGAAGCAGCACUACAUUGACCUGAAAGACCGCCCGUUCUACCCCGGGCUGGUGAAGUACAUGAACUCGGGGCCCAUUGUGGCCAUGGUCUGGGAGGGGCUGAAUGUGGUGAAGACAGGGCGAGUGAUGCUUGGGGAGACCAAUCCAGCAGAUUCUAAGCCGGGCACCAUUCGAGGGGACUUCUGCAUUCAAGUUGGCAGGAACAUCAUUCAUGGCAGUGAUUCAGUAAAAAGUGCUGAGAAAGAAAUCAGCCUAUGGUUUAAGCCUGAAGAAUUGGUUGACUACAAGUCUUGUGCUUUUGACUGGAUCUACGAGUAAGGUGGACAAGGCAUCAGUCCCCUCGGGCACAGCUUGACGUGUCCCUGGACAAAGCUCUUCGUUCCACUGACUUGGAAGCAAUAGGAUCCAUCUUUCUUUUCUAAAGCAUGUUUACCAAUAAAGCCUUUGGAAACUGG
This is a messenger RNA of Diceros bicornis minor, 706 nucleotides long. RefSeq names its product nucleoside diphosphate kinase B. Gene Ontology annotation, molecular function: nucleoside diphosphate kinase activity. Gene Ontology annotation, biological process: UTP biosynthetic process; GTP biosynthetic process; regulation of apoptotic process. The record is from RefSeq and is a predicted model, not a curated record. The transcript has 5 exons. Bases 111 to 569 code for a protein of 152 amino acids. NCBI's taxonomy places the organism in Eukaryota, Metazoa, Chordata, Mammalia, Perissodactyla, Rhinocerotidae.